Messenger RNA from Phaethon lepturus (White-tailed tropicbird), 1260 nucleotides. Its product is annotated as potassium voltage-gated channel subfamily C member 4-like. The record is from RefSeq and is a predicted model, not a curated record. Gene Ontology annotation, cellular component: neuronal cell body membrane; axon; dendrite membrane. Gene Ontology annotation, biological process: potassium ion transmembrane transport. The annotation marks the transcript as partial. Gene Ontology annotation, molecular function: delayed rectifier potassium channel activity. The transcript is spliced from 3 exons. Lineage: Eukaryota; Metazoa; Chordata; Aves; Phaethontiformes; Phaethontidae.
GUAGUUGCUUUUGCCUCGCUUUUCUUCAUCCUCGUCUCCAUCACAACCUUCUGCCUGGAGACGCACGAGGCGUUCAACAUCGAUGUCAAUGUGACGGAGACCCUCGUGGUUGGCAACACCACGACGAUCCUGCUGACACAUAAAGUGGAGACGGAGCCCAUCCUCACCUACAUCGAAGGGGUCUGUGUCCUGUGGUUCACCCUCGAGUUCCUGGUUCGCAUCAUCUGCUGUCCAGAUAAGCUUCUCUUCGUUAAAAACCUGCUCAACAUCAUUGACUUUGUGGCCAUCUUGCCCUUCUACCUGGAGGUAGGUCUCAGUGGCCUGUCCUCCAAAGCUGCCCGGGACGUACUGGGCUUCUUAAGGGUGGUCCGUUUCGUCCGGAUCCUCCGGAUCUUCAAGCUGACACGGCACUUUGUGGGUCUCCGGGUGCUGGGCCACACUCUCCGGGCCAGUACCAAUGAAUUCCUGCUCCUCAUCAUCUUCCUCGCCUUGGGGGUCUUGAUUUUUGCCACUAUGAUCUACUAUGCUGAGCGGAUCGGAGCCAAGACGUCCGACCCCCGUGGGAGCGACCACACUCACUUUAAGAACAUCCCCAUCGGGUUCUGGUGGGCCGUGGUCACGAUGACAACCCUGGGCUACGGCGACAUGUAUCCCAAGACCUGGUCAGGCAUGGUGGUGGGGGCUCUCUGUGCCUUGGCUGGGGUGCUCACCAUCGCCAUGCCGGUGCCCGUCAUUGUCAAUAACUUUGGGAUGUACUAUUCGUUGGCCAUGGCCAAGCAGAAGCUGCCAAAGAAGAAGAAAAAGCAUAUACCCCGUCUGGCCCCGCUGGACUCCCCUACCUACUGCAAAUCCGAGGAAAACUCCCCCUGUAACAGCACCCAGAGUGAUACUUGCCCCUUGGCAGUAGAGGAGGGGGCAGCUGAGCGGAAACGGUCAGACUCUAAGCAGAACGGUGAGGCCAACGUGGUGCUGUCAGACGAGGAGCAGCCGCUGUCACCGACCGAUGAGGAGAAGCGACCCAUGCGGCGUUCCAGCACCCGGGAUAAGAACAAGAAGUCCUCCACGUGCUUCCUGCUGGCCACGGGUGACUUCUCCUGUGCAGCAGAUGGAGGCAUCCAGAAAGGCUAUGGAAAAUCCCGGAGCCUAAGCAGCAUAGAUGGCAUGGCAGCAUCCACGGUGGGCUUGGCUCCCCUCGCGUCCCGCCGCAGCUCUCCCUGUCCUCUGCGGCGGCCCCGCUCUCCCGUCCCCUCCAUCCUCUAA